AAAAAAGUCAACAACAUGUUAACUGACAUGACACCGACGGCUGGUCAAUUGUAUGGCUCACAAAUACCCACUAUGGGCAUGAAUAUCACAAAUAUUGCAACACAUUUACAAAAGCCAACUGUUAAUCCGGAUCAUCCUAGCUUAAGAGGCACACCUUUGGCUAUGCUGGCUGCCCAGUGCAAUAAAUUAAGUAGCAAAUCCCCACCACCUUUGGCUGAUGCAGCUGUGGGUAAGGGUUUCCAUCCCUGGAAGAAGAGUCCUACAUCACCAUCAUCCCAGGCGAAUAGCAGCAACAAUAACACCUCCACAGGUUCAACGAGUUCAAAUGCCUCGGCUGGACAGCAUUCUCCCUGUGCUAUAUCAUCGGCUUCCUCAACAAAUUCUUCAGUGGGUGGCCAUAUACCAGGGAUCUGCUCUUCAGCAGGUGCUAACACUUCUAGGAGUUUACCCGGCAGUGGCAUAAACACCAUGGUUAAUAUAACAGCCAGCAUUUAUCCUUACAGUCGCCCUAUAACCUCGUCCUGCGCUGCUGUUACCACACCCUCUGCCUAUGGCAGUGAUUUAUUUUAUCCCAAUACCUCAACUGCAACCGGUGGCAUGGUCACCGAUAAUCAUCACAUGCAUCAGGGUUUGCUGGGCAAAGUGGAAGGCGCCACCUUUGGCUCUGUUUACUCGAGACAUCCAUAUGAUUGGCCGUUUAAUGCAGUGACAGCUUCGGCCCAUAAGGCCGCUGAGGCUGCUAGUGUUAAUUCGGGAUGGUGGGAUAUGCACAGUGCUGCGGCUGGCAGCUGGUUGGACAUGGGUGGUGCAGCUGGUAUGCAUUCGACUAUGGCCAAUUAUGCCACCGCUACUUCAGACUAUUCUUCAGCCUUAAGCCAUUCUCUCUCAAAUACGGCUCAUCUGUUGGGUUCGGGUCAACAUUUGCUGCAGGACACCUACAAAAGUAUGCUGCCCUCGCAAAGUGUAGGCGGAUUCUCACUACCACACAAUUCACCUUCUGCAGUAUCCACAGCCUCAACACCACAGGCCACUUCUCCUACCACACCCUCACCGCGAUCUCAGCGUAGGUAUGCCGGCAGAGCUACUUGUGAUUGUCCCAACUGUCAAGAAGCCGAACGUUUGGGACCUGCCGGUGUGCAUCUAAGAAAGAAAAAUAUACACUCCUGUCAUAUACCGGGAUGUGGCAAAGUUUAUGGCAAAACUUCUCAUCUUAAAGCUCACUUGAGGUGGCAUACUGGAGAAAGACCUUUUGUAUGCAAUUGGCUAUUCUGUGGCAAACGUUUUACUCGUUCCGAUGAGCUGCAGAGGCACCUCCGAACCCAUACUGGGGAAAAGCGUUUUGCUUGCCCCGUAUGCAAUAAACGUUUUAUGCGCAGCGAUCACUUGGCCAAACAUGUGAAGACCCAUAACGGCACCGCCCCGGCAAAUGGCAUUAAAAAGGGAUCCUCGGAGUCAUGCAGUGAUUCGGAAGAUGUCAACAAUCAGUCCAAUGAAUCAAAUGGCUUAAAUAACUCGGGUAAUGGCAGCAACAAUAACAAUAACAGUGGUAACAACAACAGCAACAGUCAUCCUGGCACACCCAAUUCCCAUCAACCCGGUACACCCACACAAGGUCUCAAUCAAAAUUUACACAUGUCCUCGCCACAUCACAUGUCGAGUGGCUCGCCGGUCAUGUUCAAUCAUCAACAACAUCAAUUGCAUCAUCAGCAACAACAGCAGCAGCAACAACAGGUACAACAUCAUUUGCAUCAACAGCAGCAGCAGCAACAACAACAACAGCAGCAGCAACAACAGCACUCUCAUCCCCAUUUACAUGCUCACACCCAUCAUCAUCACCAUCAUUUGUUGGGCAACAAUUCGGCCGCCUCCAGUCCCGUGCUGGAUCAUCACAGUACUUUGGUCGACAUUAAGCCACCCAUGGUUUGAGGUUCACUUGGGCCCUUUCUGUUUAGCAACUGAACAGAGGCCGGGUCCUAUCUAAAGGAUUUCAUGACAACAAUGGCUCUUUUUGAGGAAGAAGAAAGGGCUUAUUUAUAAAGAACACGAACAAACAAAUGUAAUAAAUCUAAUAAUUAAUCAUGUAAAUAAAUAAAACUAAUUAUGGAUUGUUAGUAGAUACUUAAUUAUUAACACAACUAAAAACAAUUUAAAUUAUUAAGCUAAAUUAACAAAAAAAAAACAAGAAUUAGAAAAAAGAGCACUUAAGAGAGGGUAUAAAGAGUUCCAAAAGAGUAACAAGAAAAAAGGAAAAUAAAAGCGCAACCAAGCUCUAAGAGAGGGAAAAUGAACACCAGUAGGCAAAUUAUGGCAUUUGAAGGCAAUCAAAUGCUGUAAUUUUCCCUCAAAUUAAAAUAUACAAUAUUUAAUAUUUAAGUAAUACAAAAUAAAUUAGUUAGACAUUUUAGCUAAAAAAAAUCCCUUUAACCAAACAACAAAUCCUUGUACAUUAAUAUUUUAAUAAAAAUAAUUUUACAAAAUCAAUCCAAACCAAACUCUUAACGAGAGCAUUCAUUACAAAUAAACAAUUUUUAAAAUAAAUACAAACAAAUUCUCUUUAAUCCGCUUUGGCCUUUUUUUGAAACAUAAAAAUAGUAAUAAAUCUUAAAUGAAUUAAAAAAAUAUUUUUUAAAAUUAUUUUAAAAACUACCAAG
This is a messenger RNA of Calliphora vicina (urban bluebottle blowfly), 2651 nucleotides long. It is a transcript of the gene Sp1, whose product is annotated as Sp1. Gene Ontology annotation, molecular function: RNA polymerase II cis-regulatory region sequence-specific DNA binding; DNA-binding transcription factor activity, RNA polymerase II-specific. Gene Ontology annotation, biological process: regulation of transcription by RNA polymerase II. The record is from RefSeq and is a predicted model, not a curated record. NCBI's taxonomy places the organism in Eukaryota, Metazoa, Arthropoda, Insecta, Diptera, Calliphoridae. The transcript has 3 exons. The coding region runs from base 16 to 1926 and encodes 636 amino acids.